GCCGGAAAGGGCGACUUCUGCUUACAUAAUCGGAGUGGCCUGAUGUCACCGCUCUCCAGCAUCACGUGCAUCUUGGCACGCGAAAGAUAUACCAACCUCGACAUCUGCGCGUCACUGGCUGUUGCCCAAGACAAAGCUUUAAAGAGUGGCAUCCUUCUUCAUUACCACUGGGACGCGGCUUGUUGCCGUAUAUGGGGGAGAUAUGCAGUCCUGGGGCCGCAGACGGUGAAGAUGGGGUUCCGUAUUGUCACCUGGAAUGUCAAUGGUAUCCGAAACCCGUUCGGAUACCAACCUUGGCGCGAUAAACGUACAUUCGAGGCUAUGUUCGAUGUCCUCGAAGCAGAUGUCGUCGUGUUUGAGGAGACCAAAAUACAGAGAAAGGACCUGCGGGAUGAUAUGGUAUUAGUGUCGGGAUGGGACUGCUAUUUUAGUCUCCCGAAAAUCAAGAAAGGCUAUUCUGGUGUGGUAAUAUACACUCGCAAUGCGACAUGUACACCUGUACGCGCAGAAGAAGGCGUGACCGGGAUCCUCAAUAGACCGGGCUCUUCCACCCCUUAUCGUGAUCUUCCUGAGGAUCAACAGAUCGGAGGCUAUCCAACUGCAGAGCAACUGAGUGAAUACGAGGUCGAUGCCGCUUCACUUGACUCGGAAGGUCGUUGCGUGGUUCUCGAGUUUCCUGCGUUUGUCCUGCUGGGUGUUUACUGUCCUGCCAACCGGGAUGAGACCCGCGAUGGAUUUCGUCUGAGCUUCUUAAAUGCCUUAGAUUCUCGUAUACGGAAUCUUGUGGCUAGCGGGAAGAGAGUGGUUUUGACUGGUGAUAUCAACAUUUCGAGAGCUGAGAUUGACGCGGCGCACGCCACAGAAGCUGUUCGGAAACAGAAACUGACCGAAGACGAAUUCGUUUCAUCACCAGCGCGACGUAUCUUUAAUCAACUGGUGUUGGAUGGGAAAGUCAUUGGCCCUAGAGACGAGGGUAGGGAGAAACCUGUGCUUUACGAUAUAUGCAGGGCUUUCCAUCCUGACCGUCGGGGCAUGUAUACGUGCUGGGAACAGAAGAUCAAUGCUAGACCGGGAAACUAUGGCUCAAGAAUUGAUUACGUUCUUUGUAGCCUGGACAUGAAGGACUGGUUCUUCAGUGCAGAUAUACAACCAGGACUUAUGGGCUCUGAUCAUUGCCCUGUGUAUGCAGUACUCAAAGAUGUUGUUCCAUUUGGCGGAACCGACGUGGAUAUUCGGGACAUCAUGAACCCACCUGGGACAUUUGUGAACGGAAAACGCCAACGAGAAUAUUCGACGAGGGACCAACUGCCGCUGUCGGGACGAUUAAUUCCAGAAUUUGAUAGACGAAGGAGUAUCAAGGACAUGUUUUCCCGUAGAGCACCUGCGUCUGGGGGACGGUCUCCGGUCUCUCUCCCGCCACAGCCGAGCCAGGACCCAAUAAACAAGACGGUGCCACCACCAGCGGCACAGCACAACCUAGAUAGCGCAGGGGUUCCAAAAGAUUGGAUCACAAGCUCUAGUUCUCAAAGGCUACCCAAGCGUGAUGCUAGCCCUCCAGCUGGGAAUGUUGAUACUGCUGGAUUCCGUCCGGUCAAGAGAUCUAAAUCUGCCACUGGUGCUGCUCCUGGGGCAUCUACUAAAAGCCAGCAGAGUUUAAGGGGCUAUUUCAAGUCCAGGCGGGAUGAAACUGAAGCAACAGUGACGCGGCCAUCCUUAUUGCGAGCAUCGACCGGUAUAGCAAAUUCUGUAGAGCUAAAGGACGGCCCGUCAACAAAAACGUCUGCCGCCCCUCUUGAAAAGAGUACAUGUGCCACGAGUUCCGAUAAGACAUCUUCAGAGGCCACCGCUAUUAUUGAUCCCAUCGUCAGCAAAGAGUGUUGGGCAAAGUUAUUCAACAAAAAGCCUCCACCUAAAUGCGAGGAUCACCAAGAGCCCUGCAUCAGUAUGGUUACCAAGAAGCCAGGUAUUAACCGUGGUAGGAUGUUCUGGAUGUGUCCUAGGCCGCUUGGACCUAGCGGGACCAAGGAAAAGGGGACACAGUGGCGUUGCUCGACUUUCAUUUGGGCGAGCGACUGGAACUCUCCAGACUAAUCCAGAAAGCUGUACGGCAUGGAUAAACGUAUUUUAAUUAGAGACAUGCGGUAUCGUGUUUGCUGGCAUCGGUAACGGGCUUGUGGAAUAAGGGCCGACUUCUAUGAGAGGAAGUCAGACUAUCUUGGCAUUCUUCAGUGAGCAGUCACGGCUCCAGCAGAACACCUAUUUUGACAAAUACCAGAAUUGUCAUCUUCGACAUUGUUGAUACGGAACAGAAAAAAUCCCUCGCAUAAUUACUAACAAUCUCUAUGGUAUCUCAUGACAUCAGUGCAUUCCGCGCGCGCUCGCCAGGUUCAGUUGCGCAUAGGAUAUAUCACUUUGAGUCUCAAGAAAAACGGCAUAAUAGAUAGACACUAGAGGCGCUAAUAAAUCACAGCUAAAUCAGUCUGCGUUCUACUCUCCAACUGCAUUUGCAUAUGACAGUAUACCAAUAUUACAAUGAUAAUGUACCGAUAAUUGAAACCUCUUCUGGAAAGAAUGCAUAGCUUGACUUUAUCGCAACAGAAACACGAUUUUACAUACAGGGAUAUUAA
This is a messenger RNA of Paecilomyces variotii, 2627 nucleotides long. RefSeq lists its product as hypothetical. Gene Ontology annotation, molecular function: phosphoric diester hydrolase activity; double-stranded DNA 3'-5' DNA exonuclease activity; DNA-(apurinic or apyrimidinic site) endonuclease activity. Gene Ontology annotation, biological process: base-excision repair. Gene Ontology annotation, cellular component: nucleus. The transcript is spliced from 7 exons. Bases 43 to 2091 code for a protein of 682 amino acids. NCBI's taxonomy places the organism in Eukaryota, Fungi, Ascomycota, Eurotiomycetes, Eurotiales, Thermoascaceae. The record is from RefSeq and is a predicted model, not a curated record.